AUCAACCAUUCUUGGCAUUUGAUCAUUUUCUAAUGCUUUUGUGAAAGAUGACGAAAACUGCAAAUUUGAUUUUACUAAUUGGAACAAUUGUUCUGGUGUUGCUUACUAUAGGUGUAUGUUGGGAGCACUACCAUCCUGAAGAUGAACAAGAAAACUCGAAACCAAACAUUAGUAUCAAGGAAGAAUCAGGGUACAACAAAGAACUUCUUGUGAAACCCGCAACAAAAUGGGCUGAAAACGAAGAAGAUCAGGUUACUUUUUUUCCUCAUCCAAAUGUAUCGACGACGCCUCACAUUGUCACAGUUACUAAGCUACCAAGGACAACAGGUCAAUCGGGGUCAACGCCCUCUUACGAGUCAUCGACCUCGCCUCACAUCGUGACGGUUACAAAAUUACCUUCAAGCAAGACCACGACUAUUGAAAACACGACUGUUUCCACAACCGAAAAUGUGACCACCGUUCCAAUGACUACGUCAACAAACACGACAGAAUUCACGACAACCGAGACGCCGAAUGAGACAUCUACCUCAUUCACGACUGCCGAAACUACCAUAUUAACUAGUACUACCUCCGAAAGCACUUCAGCUCCCAGUUCAACAGAAUAUACAUCAACGCAAACAACUGCGGCUCCUACAACCACUGAAUCAUCAGGAGUUACAACAUCUGAAGUUACAAGUUCACUGCCGACAUCUGAACCCACGACAACUGAAGAACAAACGACAACUCCUGAGACUUCUAUGACCUCCACGGAGUCAAUGACUUCAACAGUUGUCACGACCGAACCGACAACAACGACAGCAAAUCUAACGACUCUGUCAAAUGCGACUUCAACUGAAGUUCCGACUACAACCUCCGAUGUCAUAAACACAACAGUGACUACUGAAGAAACGACGACUCUGAUGACGACUGAGGUUCCGACAACUAUACCGACGACAACGUACAUUAAUACAACAAUGUCGACAACAGGGGCAACUACUCUUAAUACGUCGACAACUUCCGAAAUCACUACAGAAAUGACAACGAUGACUGAGACAACUGAACUUACAACAAUUUUGUCAACUACAACCGAAAACAGCACUGUUGAAACUACGAUUGAAACUUCGACUAGCCCAAGCACCUCUGAAGCUCCAACUUCUUCUUUUGCGACAACAUCGUCUCAAAUUACGACAUCGGGAAUGGUAGCUUCGUCUAGUACUGAAGAAGCCAGCACGACAUUUGAACCUACGACAGCACUCCCAACUACAUUUACUCCAGAAACUGAAAACACGACAUCUUUGUUCUGCGUAAUUUGCAACAACGGGAAAUAUGCUCCAAAAAAUGAAUGCAAGCAUUGCCUUGCUGAAGACGAGUGCUACUCGGGCGAGUGUGAGUCAUGUGCCCCCGGCAACUAUACUCCAAGCGACGGGAAUGGAUAUUCCGAGUGCGAGUCGUGCCACUCGGGAAUGUACAAUGAUAAGCCCGGCUCCAACACCUGUGAAAUGUGUCCCGGCGGAACUUACACUGGAAACUCAACCGGAAGCACUAGCUGCAAGGAGUGUCCAAAAGGAUAUUUCUGCCCGUACGCGGGAUUGCACCCCCUCAGCUGUCCCAAGCAGUCCGUCUGUCCCGCGGCGUCCAUGGGGGCCACAAGGUGCACCAAUGUGGUAGAGUCUGCAAACUCACACACACAGGUUUGUGACAAGACAGCCUGGUACUACAUCUUCAUCGUCCUCCUAAGCAUAUGUAGUGUAUUUCUGUUCGGUUGGCUGGGUGUAGUAGUCGUGCAUAGAGUGAAGAGCUCAGCUCGAGUCAGGGCAUUCAUCGUCCGACACGGCCGGAAAGCGAAACCAUCUAUGAAGGAACUUGACGCUGUCGAGAACACCGUCAUCAUUGUGGCAAACCAACCAGUCUAUGGAGGAUUUUGACCACAGAACCCAUAGAUUGCACGACAAUAACAGAUUUUAUAGUGUACUUUUUUCAAAAAAUUUAUGGACGCCAUUGUUUCGUCUGCUCAAAAUAAAAUAGCAGCGAAAACAAUAGCAGUUGAAUAUUUUACCACUUGCUUGUUGCUUCAGUUGCUUGCGGUUUCAAUUCUGGUGCCAUAUUUUUUUGCCCCGUUGCA
This is a messenger RNA of Symsagittifera roscoffensis, 2101 nucleotides long. Its product is annotated as mucin-2-like. The transcript has 8 exons. NCBI's taxonomy places the organism in Eukaryota, Metazoa, Xenacoelomorpha, Acoela, Convolutidae. The coding region runs from base 48 to 1904 and encodes 618 amino acids. The record is from RefSeq and is a predicted model, not a curated record.